This is a messenger RNA of Cucurbita maxima (winter squash), 2201 nucleotides long. RefSeq names its product growth-regulating factor 1-like. Gene Ontology annotation, molecular function: ATP binding. Gene Ontology annotation, cellular component: nucleus. The coding region runs from base 183 to 1886 and encodes 567 amino acids. NCBI's taxonomy places the organism in Eukaryota, Viridiplantae, Streptophyta, Magnoliopsida, Cucurbitales, Cucurbitaceae. Gene Ontology annotation, biological process: regulation of DNA-templated transcription; developmental process; DNA-templated transcription. The record is from RefSeq and is a predicted model, not a curated record. The transcript has 4 exons.
UUUUUUGAAAGAUCAGCCCCUUAAAAAUCAGUUCCUUCCUCACGGCACACAUAACCCAACCCAAACCCAAGAUGCGCCUCUGUCUCCCUCUUUUUCGUCUUCUUCGACCUUCAACUCUUUCCUUUUCUUCUUUAUGAACUAAUGCUUACUAGAGAUUUUGUAGAUUGGUGCUUUUCUCCAGAAUGGACUUUGGGGUAGUGGGGUUGGAUGGUUUUGUGGAUUCUGGUGAUGCCCCUUCUCCUCACUCUAAGCUAAAAUCUCUUGGAUCUUGUUUCUCCAAGCAGGAUAGAUCUGGGUUUGUUGAUGAUGACUGGAGGAACUCCAAGAUUCCCAAAACUGAACCCAUCUCUGGUUCUAAGACAAUGCCGCUUCAUCAGGGCUUCCCUUUGCUGAGAUCUAAUACUUUUAUUUCUAGUAGUGAUGGGCGUCAAAAGGAGCACAUGCUUAGCUUCUCUUCACUCAAAUCUGAAACUUCCCUGCUACCUAAACACUCUGACCUGAUUGCAAGGAAUCCCCAAAACUCCAUUUUCCCUCACAAUCAACAGAAAUCUUCAGUCUACUCUAGAAAUACGGGAUGUGUUUCCGGAAGCUAUAAUGGUAGCAUGCAUGGGGGUAUAGCUGGGAUUAGAGGACCAUUUACACAAUCUCAAUGGGUUGAGCUUGAACAUCAGGCAUUGAUCUACAAAUACCUCUCUUCAAAUGUGCCUCUACCUUCUAAUUUGCUCAUUCCUCUCAAGAAAUCGCUCUAUCCCUAUGGCUUCACUUGCUCUUCUGCUGGAUCCAUGCCUCCCAACUCAAGGUGGGGUUCUUUCCAUUUGGGUUUCUCCGGCAACACUGAUCCUGAACCAGGAAGAUGUCGUCGAACUGAUGGAAAGAAAUGGCGGUGCUCUAGAGAUGCCGUUGCCGAUCAGAAGUAUUGUGAAAGACACAUAAAUAGGGGCCGCCAUCGUUCAAGAAAGCCUGUGGAAAGCCAGACUGGCCAUUCCGCCCCUGGGACCACUAAUCCAACACCCAUGGUGACAUCGAUGUCUACUUCGUUGUCCUCGACGGUGGUGCCCAGCGGCGGUGCAUCCAACAACCUCCCGGUCAUUCCUCACCAGCUCAAGAGUUUGCAUCCUGUUGCUGCUUCCGAUCCUGGUGCCGAUGCCCCUGGCAAUAGGUUGCUAAACAGAGAGACUGUGUGUAGCAGAAUCCAAGAGACUGGGGGCCUCUCAAUGAUGUCUUCGAAUGUCAAUCUCAUGGCAUCCAAUGAAAAAUCUGGUGCAAAACAAGAGAUUUCUGAAGGAGAUGAAUUUGGACUUGUUUCCACUGAUUCUCUCCUAAAUCCUUCACAGCAGAGGGGCUCUUAUGCCAAUCCCAAAAACUAUGACUCCUUCCUGAUCUUCAGUGACCAGGAAACCCAAGACCAUGACCAACAUCCACUUCGACAGUUCUUUGAAGACUGGCCCAAGGACCAGUCGAGUCGUUCGGUCAUGACCUGGCCCGAAGAAUUCAAAUCGGAUUGGACACAGCUCUCCAUGUCGAUACCCAUGUCUGAUUUCUCCUCGUCAUCAUCCUCACCAACGCAUGAGAAGCUAGCUCAAUCUCCUCCUCUCAGGCUAUCUAGGGAGCUUGAGCCAAUCCAGAUGAAUUUGGUGGCACGCAAGAAUGAUGAUGAGUUAGUUCAAAAGCAAAGCAACCAGAUAGCAGCCGCAAUGUGUUGGGGAAGUUCAAUGGGGGGUCCUUUGGGAGAGGCAUUGACAAACGGCAGCAACUGUGUGAAGGGCAGCAAGGUGCCACCAUCACUGAAUCUCUUGGGUGAAGGAUGGGAUGGCAGUCAGCUGGGAUCCUCACCUACUGGUGUGUUGCAAAAGGCAACAUUUUGCUCCCUUUCAAACAGCAGUUAGAUAAAAGCAUCUAAAGGGGGUGGGGGCGGCUGAGAAGAAGAAAGCCAAUGUAGCUGCUGCCUGAAGCUCCUUUCUUUCUUUUCAGUAGACAGGAGGUUUCAUUAAAAUUUAUAAAGAAAGGAAUGCAAAAAAUGGUGAACACAAAAAGAUUUGAGAAAAAAUGGAGAGAUUGAUUCUGAAGCUCAGUGUAAUCUGCUCUUCUGCUCCAACUUAUUUGUUUGUUUUAUUUUCUUCAAAAGUACUGAGUAUGGCUUUCAUUAAAAUCUACAGUUUUGUGAAUUUGAAUGAAAUUUGGUUGUGCUGUUCUUCAGCAAA